This is a messenger RNA of Laetiporus sulphureus 93-53, 540 nucleotides long. RefSeq names its product rotamase-domain-containing protein. NCBI's taxonomy places the organism in Eukaryota, Fungi, Basidiomycota, Agaricomycetes, Polyporales, Laetiporaceae. Gene Ontology annotation, cellular component: cytosol; nucleus. The record is from RefSeq and is a predicted model, not a curated record. Gene Ontology annotation, molecular function: protein binding; peptidyl-prolyl cis-trans isomerase activity. Bases 31 to 540 code for a protein of 169 amino acids. The transcript has 4 exons.
CCCGCCACUCCGUCGCCGACGACAAUCACGAUGUCUUUGCCAUGGGAGGUCCGCAUGUCCAGUUCGCGCAAGUUACCCUACUUCUACAACACCGAGACGUCCCAAUCAGUCUGGGAGCCACCCGAGGAGCUCACGCAGGAGGAGAUCGAUGCUCUUCCCGGUGCAAAGGAACAUCUGCUCAAUCAGGGUGCCGGCGCACGUCCAGCGCAAGUGCGCGCGAGCCAUUUGCUCGUGAAACACAAGGGAAGCAGGAGGCCGAGUAGUUGGAAAGAGGCCAAUAUUACUCGCUCGAAGGAGGAGGCCAUCGAGAUUCUGAAGGGAUAUGCUGCAGAGAUCGACGGUUCGCCUGAGAAGUUCGCUGAGCUUGCAAGCGUACACUCGGACUGCUCUUCGCAUGCUAAAGGCGGCGACCUUGGAUGGUUCGGACCUGGUCAAAUGCAAAAGCCCUUCGAGGACGCGACAUAUGGACUCCAAGUCGGCCAGAUCAGCGACGUGAUCAGCACGGACAGCGGAGUGCACCUUAUCCUGAGGACCGGUUGA